Molecule: messenger RNA, 432 nt
Organism: Theileria parva strain Muguga
Lineage: Eukaryota; Apicomplexa; Aconoidasida; Piroplasmida; Theileriidae
Product: Got1/Sft2-like family protein
Exons: 1
Coding region: 1-432 (143 amino acids)
Biological process (GO): retrograde transport, endosome to Golgi; endoplasmic reticulum to Golgi vesicle-mediated transport
Source: RefSeq, a predicted model, not a curated record
AUGAAAAGUAGGCCUAAUAUUGGUUUAUCUCUUUUAUGGAUCGGGAUUUUUUUAGGAAUUCUUGGAGUUCUAUUUGCUUUAGAUCGUUUACUUCUUCUAUUUUGUAAUCUUUUUAUAAGUUCUGGUUUUUUCUUCCUACUUGGCUCCAGUAAAUUCGUUAUUUUCUUUUUAAAGAGGAGAAAAGGCACCUUUUUAUACCUUAUUGGCAUUUCUCUUAUUGUUGUUCCCAUUUACGAAUUAAAUAAUAAAUUUGGUGUGUAUAUUCAGCUUAUUGGCAUCAUUGUUCAGAUUUUGGGCUUCUAUUUCUUAUUUCAUGAAUUUCUUCCCAACCUUAUCUCCUAUCUAAAGCUCACUCCUCUUAAUUCAGUUUUAAAACUCAGAUUUGUCGAUAGAGUGCUCAAUUUCCUCUCACUUAAACAAUUACCAACGUAG